AGCAACAAAUCAGGUAAAAGCUAGUACCACUAUAUUAUCAAACAAGGUUGGGCUCUUUAGGUGACAAAAAGACCAGAAGUUCUCGUCAAUACGGCCCAGCUAACAAUUUCUUGGGUACGGAGGUGGCCCAGCCCAAUAAGCUUUACUCGAUUUUAUUAGUAGUGUGAAGGAAAUACGGAAUGAACAACUCUGAAAUUUGUAAGGAAAAAAAGAAGAAAAAAACGUAGGAAAUGCUCUCCAGCAAGGGAUCGGGGAAGAAACUCACGAUCAUCGAUUGUGCCUCGCCCGAGGGGAAAAGCAAUCAGCGGGGAUCUCAAAUGAUAUAUAUAUCAGUCCUCCUCCGUUCGCCUGAUCCAGUCACUGAACCAGUCAAAUCUAUCACUCGCCAUGAAUCCUGGUGGUCAACCCCCCGCAGCAGCUGCCGCAGCUCCUCUCGCCCAUGACGGCGUUCCUCUGGCCGCCGAUCCUCUGGCCGCUCCUCACGUCGCCGCAGCCGCCGAUCCUCUGGCCGCUCCUCACGUCGCCGCAGCCGCCGAUCCUCUGGCCGCUCCUCACGUCGCCGCAGCCGCCGCUCCUCUGGCCGCCGCAGACGCCGCUCCUCACGUCGCCGCAGACGCCGCUCCUCACGUCGCCGCAGACGCCGCUCCUCACGUCGCCGCAGACGCCGCUCCUCACGUCGCCGCAGACGCCGCUCCUCACGUCGCCGCAGCCGCCGCUCCUCACGUCGCCGCAGCCGCCGCUCCUCACGUCGCCGCAGCCGCCGCUCCUCACGUCGCCGCAGCCGCCGCUCCUCACGUCGCCGCAGCCGCCGCUCCUCACGUCGCCGCAGCCGCCGAUCCUUACGUCGCCGCAGCCGCCGAUCCUCUCGCGGAUCCUCACGCCGCCGAUCCUCUCGCGGAUCCUCUCGCCGCCGAUCCUCCUCUCGCGGAUCCUCUCCUCGCCGAUCCUCCUCUCGCGGAUCCUCUCCUCGCCGAUCCUCCUCUCGCGGAUCCUCCUCUCGCGGAUCCUCUCCUCGCCGAUCCUCCUCUCGCCGAUCCUCCUCUCGCGGAUCCUCUCCUCGCUGAUCCUCUCGCGGAUCCUCUCGCCGUUCCUCACGGCGCAGAUCCUCUCCCCGCGGCUGACGCCGAUCAUCUCCCGGAAGCUCACGCCGUUAUACUUGCUGCCGCCGAUCCCGACGCUCCAAUCGUUCCCGAUCCCGAAGCCGCUCCCAGGACAGUUGCCGUCAUUCAAGCUGAGAUCGAGGAACUCAAGCGAGCACAGAGGAGGACUCAAUUUGAAAUGCACAGGCAGUUUCUGAUCGGUAUGAUUCAAGAACUCCGACGAGAGAAACGGUUAGUAGCAGCAGCAGCAGGAGCACCAGAAGAAGAAGAAGAAGAAGAAGAAGAAGAAGAAGAAGAAGACGACGACGAUUGAAGGUACAUAUAGUCAAAUCUUCGAGCUAUGAUAGAUCUGAACUUCUUCUCUGAUAUUGUAGACGAUGUUUCUGCAUUUCCUAUUCCUAUCUUGUAAAUGACCUCGUUCAGCAUUUUCUGCAUUUCCUAUUGCUUCCUCAUAAUCUUGAUCUAGGAGAUGGCCAAGCUGCAUCUGUUUGUUCUGAGUAUCGAUUCCAGGUUGUGUGUGUAUAUCGGAGGCUUGUUAUUCAACCAGGCUAGACGUGUUUUGUUCCGAGUUAGGAGAAUGUAGUUUCCUGCAAUGGAGAGUUGUUUUGGGUGUAUAUUCAGCUUCAUCUUCCUAGGAUUGCGGUGUUUAAUCCUUUCUGCCCCGAUAUACCUCCGGCUUGUAUCGAUGAUCCUCAACUCCUACUGAAACCAUGGUGGGAUAUUCCGGUACCACAGGGUGCUCUGCACGUAUCUGUUUGGCCUAUCAAUUCCAAGGUAUGAGAAAUUACGAGUUAUCUAUGUUGGAAGUUAUAGCUGUUGGGUUCUCUUGAGCAGAUCUAUUGUCAUAAAUUCCACUCUUUACUAUUUGGUCUAUUGUAAUGGGUUGUGUUUUCUGUCUACUGGUUUUUAGCUUUGAUAUAGUUAGUUUAUGUCAAAUUGGAAUAGAAGAUCUCGUAACAGUAUACCUUUUAAGGAAGAAAAAAGGCACAGCCCAGGUUUCCAGGAUGCUGAAUAAGAGAGUAUGGUUUUCGAAAUGCAGCCUCAUUAUUGAGUCUUUUGUGCCAUAUGCCAUAGAUCAUGGGGAUUGUCCACUUUCACCUGAUUUUUAACCUCAACUUUAUCUGUUUGCAAAAUCGAUCCUCUCACUUGGUAGGUUGUCAAGUAUUUACUGACUGAUACUUAAUUAUGUUGUGCUAUUACAUAUGUGCCCAGUGCCGUAAUAAAAAGAGCAGGUGAGGGAAUCUGUUCAUUAGCAUUCAAGUUUACCAAGUCCUGUUUGUGUUCAUGAUGAGUCUAUUUUGUUAUCAGAAGUAAUUGACCAGUUUCAGUGUUCAUCAAGCGUUAUAACAGUGGAUCUUUCAUGAAGAGUUAUAGUUGCUGGUUAUUUUUAUGGUUGUCAUGGAAUGUUAAUCCCUGUUUGUGUUGAUGAUGAGUCUAUUUUGUUAUCAGAAGUAAUUGUCCAGUUUCAGUGUUCAUCAAGAGUUAUGGCAGUGGAUCUUUCAUGAAGGGUUAUAAUUGCUGGUUAUUUGUAUGGUUCUCAUGGAAUGUUAAUCUGUUUCUUCAGCACUGUACCAGGGAUAAAGUUGUUGUUGUGUUGGCUUUAUGUCAAUGGAUAUUUCAUCAGCUUUUCUCAGUUGCUCUUUCUUUAUAUUGUUGUCAUGGAAUGGUUUAGCAUGCGGCUUAUUUGUGGCAUAUUUUAUGGCGCCCAAUUUAGGGCUUUGAUGGUGACAGCUGAGCGAUUUAAAUUUGGCUAUAGAUACCGCCAAUUUCCUUCGCAUGCAUGUUAUAUUGUCCUGUGAAUCCCUUUCUAUGUCUCCUCUCCUGGAUUUGGCCGGAAACAGACUGACUCAAUCUUCUAAUUCAUCUUGGAACCCACUUGUGCUUUUCUCAUCAUGGUUCCCCGUACCAAAACCUAUUUGCAGCAACAUCAUUCUACAGUCAGUAGAAUAGUGAGGGGGUGGUCACCAAUGUUAAGACAUUGUAGGUGAGAAAUAUACUGAUUAUGAGUGG
Molecule: messenger RNA, 3110 nt
Organism: Linum trigynum
Lineage: Eukaryota; Viridiplantae; Streptophyta; Magnoliopsida; Malpighiales; Linaceae
Source: the annotation of a GenBank genome assembly